Messenger RNA from Caenorhabditis briggsae, 1116 nucleotides. The transcript is spliced from 6 exons. Lineage: Eukaryota; Metazoa; Nematoda; Chromadorea; Rhabditida; Rhabditidae. The coding region runs from base 1 to 1116 and encodes 371 amino acids. Gene Ontology annotation, molecular function: protein binding. The record is from RefSeq and is a predicted model, not a curated record.
AUGUCUUGCAAUGACAAAGACACUGGCGACAAUUCGAAAGUUAAUUCCGUUGCGAAAAUACCGGAAAAUCUCAUAGAAAUAGAUGAAAUCAAGCAAACUCUGAAGCGAACGUUCGACGAAGUUUCGGAGAUGCUCCAGUCGAUUGAAGCAUCGAUUUCGAUGAUUCCGAAAAUCGAAAAUGACGAGAAGCCAACAGAGAGCACUGACAAUAAAGUUGAUUCUUCUAAAAAUUCAUCAAAUUUCAACGAAUCGACUAUUCCGGAAGCCGAAGUGCUAAAAUCAGAAAAGCGAUUUGUGUUGAAUUGCAUUGAGUUAAAACGUUUGAAUGAGCACCUUGCCUACUACCUCCACAUUCGUGGUCCGGAAAAUGGAAUCAAAUGGUCAGUUGAAACAAAAGUGGAAUUCAAAGUUUAUGGUCAAAAUAAAAAAAGCAAAGCCCAUACUUUCGAUUAUCGAUACGAAAAGGAUGAAGGCUGUGGAUAUCCCGAUUUCUUGGAAUGGGAGGAAAUGAAAAAAGAGUAUCUUAUCGAUGGCAGUUUGACAGUGGAAGCUCAUGUGCAACUCAUCGAAUCUUCUGGAUUCAGCAAAGAGAAGAUUCGAAAAUUUGAUGAAUCAAAUAAAGACGAUUCAGAUGUGAUCCUUGUCGUUAACAAAAAGGAGUUUUACGUCUUGAGAAAAUUUCUCGCUGCCCAGUCGUCAUUCUUCAAAGCUCUGCUGCUCGGAAAUUUCGCAGAAUCCAAGAAAUUGAAAGUGACACUGACUGGAAUUGAUCCAGAUGAUUUUCACUAUUUCCUUGAAGUUCUUUACGGCGAACUUGCUAUUGAUGAGAAUAAUGUCGAGGGAAUUCUUCUUCUAGUCGAUAUGUACGAUGCGAAAACAGCCACCAGACGAUGCGAGAAUUUUCUUCUGAAGGAAUCGAAAAAGUCGUUGAAGAAGAAACUGGAAAUGGCCACACGCUAUCAUCUGGAAAAUCUCAAGAAUAAUUGCAUGGAAAAAAUCAAGACAAAGGAAGAUGUCAGAUCCGUCCUCCCAGCAAAUAUCAACGAUUUGGAUCAUAAUGUAAUGGGCGAACUGCUCAGAAAGUCAAUUUCUUUGUUGGAUUUAAUCCCAAGUUGA